This is a messenger RNA of Rhodotorula toruloides NP11, 1584 nucleotides long. RefSeq names its product 4-aminobutyrate transaminase. Gene Ontology annotation, cellular component: mitochondrion. The record is from RefSeq and is a predicted model, not a curated record. Gene Ontology annotation, molecular function: pyridoxal phosphate binding. The transcript is spliced from 12 exons. The coding region runs from base 1 to 1584 and encodes 527 amino acids. Gene Ontology annotation, biological process: GABA catabolic process. Lineage: Eukaryota; Fungi; Basidiomycota; Microbotryomycetes; Sporidiobolales; Sporidiobolaceae.
AUGCUCUCUGUUCUCAAGCGCGUACCAAGGGCCUCUGUGGCUGCCCGCGCCGCUGCCCGCUCGUAUGCUACCGAGCACAACCCCCCGACUCGCUUCGAGUCGGCUUCCGUCUGGCAGAACGAGCCAUCGCAGCCUAAUCUCGUCACAGACUCGGUCCCAGGCCCGCGCUCCUCGGAGUUGAGCAAGGAGAUCGCAGACUUCCAGGACCCUCGCACGCACGUCGUCGUCGCAGACUACGCCAAGUCGAGGGGAAACUACCUCGUCGAUGCAGACGGCAACGAAAUGCUCGACGUCUUUGCCCAGAUUGCCAGUAUCGCGAUCGGGUACAACAACCCCGAGCUCCUCGCGCUCGCCAAGACUGAUGAGUUCGCAAUCGCCGCGAUGAACCGACCGGCGUUGGGCUCCUUCCCGAGCAACGAGUGGUCGGAGACGAUUCACAAGGGCCUUCUCUCCGUUGCGCCGAAGGGGACGCCUCAUCUCUUCACCCAGAUGUGCGGUUCUUGCGCGAAUGAGGGAGCGUUGAAGGCGGCGUUCAUGGCGUAUCGUGCGAGGCAGCGCGGAGAGCAGGGCAUCAAGGACUUCACGUCCGAGGAGGCGCGUCUCUCCGCCUUCGUCUACAUCGAUGUCUUGUCUGACAAUUCGCUCGAUAUGCAGAUGAGCUCGUGCAUGAAGAAUGCGAGUCCGGGAAGUCCCGACCUCGUCGCCAUGUCUUUCAAGUCGGCCUUCCACGGUCGCUUGUUCGGCAGUCUGUCACUCACUCGCAGCAAGGCCAUCCACAAGCUCGACAUCCCCGCCUUCGACUGGCCCGCCAUCUCCUGGCCUACGAUGAAGUAUCCUCUGGACGAGUACGCCUCGGAGAACGCAGAAGCCGAGGCGCGGACGAUUGCGCUCGUCGAGGAGAUGAUUAUCGCGCAGAAGAAGAAGGGCAAGGACGUUGCGGCGCUCAUUGUCGAGCCCAUCCAGUCGGAGGGCGGCGACAACCAUGCGAGUCCGAGCUUCUUCAAGGCUUUGCGGACGGUUACAAGGGAACACGGAGUCUUCAUGAUCGUCGACGAGGUGCAGACCGGCGUCGGCGCGACGGGCGCCUUCUGGGCACACGACAAGUGGAAGCUCGACCACCCUCCCGACUUUGUCACCUUCUCGAAGAAGAUGCAGGCCGCCGGGUUCUACCACGCUGAGGGGACGCGUGCGUCGCUGCCGUACCGCAACUACAACACCUGGAUGGGCGACCCUAUGCGCGCUCUCCAGGCUCGCGAGAUGAUCGGCUUCAUCAAAGCGCACGGCCUCGUCGCCCACACUGCCGCGAUCGGCGAUGAGCUCUACUCGUCCCUGACCGACCUGUCGAAGCGGUACUCGGGCCAGAUCCACAACCUCCGGGGCAAGGACUGCGGGACGUUCAUCGCGUGGGACGCGGCGUCGGCUGAGCAGCGCGAUAAGUUCGUUGCCGAGAUGCGCAAGGUGGGAGUCGUGAUGGGAGGUUGCGGAGACAAGGCUGUCAGGCUCAGGCCGAUGCUCGUCUUUGGCGACAAGCAGAAGGACGUGUUGCUCGAGAAGAUGGAGGGCGUCUUCAAGGACAUGUCGUAG